This is a messenger RNA of Paramecium primaurelia, 186 nucleotides long. The record is from the annotation of a GenBank genome assembly. NCBI's taxonomy places the organism in Eukaryota, Ciliophora, Oligohymenophorea, Peniculida, Parameciidae.
AUGAUAUUAAUAAAUUGUGAAUUUAAUAACGAUGAAUUGAGGGAAAAAUUAGAAACUCUCAAUGAAUAAACAACUGAAAUUUAAAUAGAUAUGUCUUAGUGUUUGUUGCGCUUUACAAGAGAUUAAUAGAGAGAUCUAAUUAAAAAAUUGGAACAAUAAGGGACAGAUGUUGUCAUUAAAAUUUGA